UCUCUAUCAGCAUCUCAUUCCUGUCUCAAUAUGUCUCAAGAUGGCGGCCAAUGCAGGAUCGAUGUUUCAAUAUUGGAAGCGCUUUGACUUACAACAACUACAGAAAGAACUAGACGCCACCGCCACACAGCUUGCCAACAGACAGGACGAGAGCGAACAGUCCAGGAAGAAACUGAUCGAUCUGAGCCGCGAGUUCAAGAAGACCACUCCAGAGGAUUUACGGAAACAGGUCGCCCCUUUGCUUAAGAGCUUCCAAGGAGAGAUCGAUGCCUUGAGUAAAAGAAGUAAAGAAGCAGAGGCCGCCUUCUUGAAUGUGUACAAGAAAUUAAUCGAUGUCCCAGACCCUGUACCUGUGUUGGAGCUGGCUCAGCAGCUGCAGCUGAAGCUCCAGAGGAUGCACGACAUUGAGACAGAGAACACCAAACUUCGAGAGACUCUGGAGGACUACAACAAAGAGUUUGCGGAUGUUAAAAACCAAGAGGUGACCAUUAAAGCCUUGAAGGAGAAGAUCCGCGAGUAUGAGCAGUCUCUGAAGAAUCAAGCAGAGAGCCUGGCUCAAGAGAAGCAGCUCCAGCUACACAACGACUAUGCAGAGAAGGAGAGGAAACUCCAGGAGAGCCAGGACUCCAUGUCCUCAAGGUUGGAAGAGGCUGAACACAAGGUCCAGUCCCUACAGACAGCACUUGAAACAACUCAGGCUGAGCUUUUUGAUUUGAAGACAAAGUAUGACGAGGAAUCUACAGCAAAGGCUGAUGAGAUUGAGAUGGUGAUGACAGACCUCGAAAGAGCCAAUCAGCGAGUAGAGGCCACUCAGAGAGAGGCGGAGGCACUAAAAGAGCAGUUGUCCUUGAGUAACCAAUCUCAGCCGCUCAGCAGCCCGGCCAAGGCCGACCCUGACACGGAGCAGGCAGCAGAGGUGGCAUCCUACUCAAAUCUAGAGGCAGAGCUCAGGGCCAAAGAAAGGGAGACCGCCCAGCUGGUGGAGGAUGUCCAGAGACUGCAGGCCAGCCUGACCAAACUCCGAGAGACCACCAGCUCCCAGAUCACACAGCUGGAGCAGCAGCUCAGCAGCAAGUCUGCAUUUCUCAAGGAACUGGAGGAGAAACUAGAGAAGCAAGCUGAUUAUGAGGAGGUGAAAAAGGAGUUGAGUAUCCUCAAGUCUAUGGAGUUUGGAACGUCUGACUCUGUUCAGGAUUCUUCCAAACCUCUGGAGGUGCUGUUGCUGGAGAGGAACCGUACUCUUCAGUCAGAGAGUGCUGCUCUGCGUAUCGCCAACACUGAGCUGAGUGGCCGUUACUCUGAGCUUCAGCUGGAGUUUUCAGCUGCAGUGCGUACGAGCGCAGAGCAGAAGGAGCUGAUCUUGAAGCUGGAGCACGACCUGAGCACCAUCCAGGCCAUGUCCUCUCUGCAACGCCCUGAUGCAGAUGGGUCUGAGGUCAGCAAUAUGAGGAACAUCCCAGAGCCCAUCAAAGAGGCCACUGCCAUGUUUACCGGUUCAGGCAUGAGCCCCCAACCAGAGCUUCCUCAGGGACAGAUGGACUCCCUGCUCUCCAUCAUCUCCAGCCAAAGGGAGAGGUUCCGCUCCCGCAACCAGGAGCUGGAAGCUGAGAACCGCUCCAUGCAGCAGACCAUGCAGGCCCUGCAGAAUGAGCUGGACAGCUUGAGGGCAGACAACAUCAAGCUCUAUGAGAAAAUCAAAUUCCUGCAGAGCUACCCAGGCAGAGCUGGUGGUAGCGACGACACAGUGAUGCGAUACUCCUCCCAGUAUGAGGAGAGACUGGAUCCCUUUUCUUCCUUCAGCAAGAGGGAGCGUCAGCGCAGGUACUUGAGCCUCAGUCCCUGGGAUAAAGCAACUCUUGGCCUGGGACGUGUGAUUCUCUCCAACAAGAUGGCCAGAACUAUUGCCUUCUUCUACACCCUGUUUCUGCAUUGUUUGGUCUUCUUGGUGCUGUACAAGACUGCUUGGAGUGAGAGUAUUGGUAGAGACUGCUCUGCUUUCUGUGCUAAAAAGUACGCUGACCACCUCCACCGUUUCCAUGAGACCGACCAAAACCUUUAGAGUAAUGUGGACGCAAGCAUGCGUGUCCUGCGGAGGAGUUCAUGCUGUUUCUCCUUCCACUUUUCUUGCUUUAGCUAACUUCUCCACUAGUGGGCAGUUUAGGGCUGUUGACUGAAUCGAGUCCUGACCAGGUUUCCUGUUUGUUUCUUGAUCUUUAUUAAUAAGAUGUAGUGAAUAUUAAAGACUAAGAGCUCAAUAGCUCGAUGCACCUUGUGGUCUUAGAAGAAUGCAAUGAUUAAUGAUAUUCAUAAAGUGUGCUGGUUUAGAGUUGAUUUAGUGAAAAUGAAUGGUUAAAUGGUUAAAAUAAAGGGACAAUAAUACUUGUCUUGAUAUAAUUUAAGUUACAAGUUAACUGGAAUUUAGAAUAAUUGGGUAUUAAAUCAAUAAUAAGAUGGUGUACUAAAGGUAGGAGUGGAUGGUGCCCUGUGAAAAACAUUUAUUUAGCGUGUUAUGGGGUGAAUAGAGUGAUAUGGUUUUCUCUCAUUUUUGAAAUUUGUCUAUCAUGGGUUGACUUAUGGGGAUUGGUAAGUGAUUAACAGAAGCAGAAUUGAAUUAUUAUCGUCGUUGGCUCUGGGAUCAUCUUGUUACUGUAUCUUACUAACAUGACACUGCAGUAAUGCCCUAAUGGUUACUGAAUCUGUACCUAAUAUUCACCAUUCUGUUCAUGUUUGCUCCAUGCUGACUCCUUUCUUCUUUGACUUUGUAGAUUUAUUCUAAAUAAAAGCUAUGCAAUAAUU
Melanotaenia boesemani (Boeseman's rainbowfish) is the source of this 2796-nucleotide messenger RNA. It is a transcript of the gene cux1b, whose product is annotated as cut-like homeobox 1b. The transcript is spliced from 22 exons. The record is from RefSeq and is a predicted model, not a curated record. Gene Ontology annotation, cellular component: Golgi membrane. Lineage: Eukaryota; Metazoa; Chordata; Actinopteri; Atheriniformes; Melanotaeniidae. The coding region runs from base 41 to 2059 and encodes 672 amino acids. Gene Ontology annotation, biological process: intra-Golgi vesicle-mediated transport.